Messenger RNA from Oppia nitens, 624 nucleotides. Its product is annotated as ras-like GTP-binding protein RHO. Bases 22 to 624 code for a protein of 200 amino acids. The record is from RefSeq and is a predicted model, not a curated record. The transcript has 3 exons. NCBI's taxonomy places the organism in Eukaryota, Metazoa, Arthropoda, Arachnida, Sarcoptiformes, Oppiidae. Gene Ontology annotation, molecular function: GTPase activity; GTP binding. Gene Ontology annotation, biological process: small GTPase-mediated signal transduction.
ACUUAAAUACAGUAAAUUAAAAUGUUUUUCAAACAAAUAACUCGCAAGAAAUUAGUGAUUAUUGGUGAUGGAGAAGUUGGCAAAACAUGUCUAUUGCUUGUGUUCAGUAAAGACCACUUUCCUACUGAAUAUAUACCCACUGUAUUUGAGGCAUCGGUAGUUAAUUUUUAUUACAAAAAUAAACAGGUGGCACUGGAGUUAUGGGAUACGGCUGGUCAGGAGGACUUCGACCGAUUGCGGCCACUGUCCUAUCCGGACAGCGAUGUACUGCUACUGUGUUUCAGUGUAGUAUCGCCCGAUUCAUUGGCCAAUAUCUACGAGAAAUGGAUGCCCGAAGUUACCCAUCACUGUGCAGGAGUGCCGAUGAUUUUGGUCGGCACUAAAAGUGAUCUCCGAAGCGAUAAAGAAACUGUCGAUAGUCUGGAACGUCAAAAACAAACUCCGGUAUCAUUUGGUGACGGGUGUCGUGCGGCACAAGAUAUCGGUGCUUACGGUUACUGUGAGUGCAGUUCACGUAAUAACGAGGGAAUACUGCCAUUGUUUGAAAUGGCUGUCGCGUCUACCGAAAGUGUCCGUAAAUUUCCGAAACCUGGCCAACAAAAAGGUGUCUGCAAUGUCUUAUAA